ACCCUAAAUUCUAAAUUAUUCCAAUCUCUAAAUUAUUCUCUCUCUUUUCUUCAAAAUCAAAUUUGAAAUCUCAAUACUGACCCUCUCCCUGAAUUAUUUCAACUCGUUCUUCGUACCCGAGUCGACUCGCUACCUCAACUCAGUUCUUCAAAAUCGAAAUGGAUCUGAACAGGAACGACGCCGAUGAUCACAACCGUGAAGAGGAGGAGGUUCCUAUCGUCGUUGAUGAACCGGAUUCCGGCUCCGAUCGCACAGUAUCAGAUUCCGAAUCCGACUCCGACUCCUCUGCGAACAACGAUCAAGCUUCGGAGUCCGAUUGCGAGAGCGAAAUGGCCGAAUCGGAUCCAAUCGACGACGGGUUCGGGUCUUUCACCAGAAAUGGGAUGACCGCGAGAGAAAACGAAGCCACCUCCGACUACAAGAUCGUUCUCAACUACUUCAAAACAGGGAUGGGAUCGGCGGCGCCGGUCACGGAGGUCGUGGCGAUGCACAGGAACAAGGUCGCCGGGGCGACCCGACCCGCGAGGUUCGCGGCCUUCAAAGCUUUUCAUCAGGCGGUUGCGGAGAAAUUGGGCUCCAAAGAUCCCAACAUUAGGUUCGCGUGGUACAGCGGAACCAAGGAGGACGUCUCGGAGAUUCUGCUCCACGGAUUUAGUAGCCUCCACGGCGACGAGCUUGGUCGGAUUCAGCUGAGUGGACUGUGGUUUGCUUUGGACCAGGCGAUGAGGGUCGAGCCUGGUGAUGAUGGGCUUAGGCACAUGUUGUAUUGUAGGGUUAUAGGGGGCAGGAUGGAACAGAUCCCUAGCGGUUCGAACCAGGUUUUGCCGAGUUCGGAUGAGUUUGAUAUCGGUGUGGAUAGUCUUGUGCAUUUGAGGAAGUACUAUGUGUGGAGCCCGUACAUGAACACGCACGUUUGCCCUGCGAUUGUUGUGAGCUUCAAGGCUCCUGCUAGCCUGGACGGUUAUGUAGCUGGUGGCUGUGUUGGUUCUACUCCGGCCGCAGCGAGUGUUGCUGGUGCUAGUGGUACUGAAGGGGGUGCUGCUAAAUUGAAGAAGGCAGGACCGUUUGGGAAAGUUACCCCUCUGGUGGCCGCGCUGACGAGGUUCUUGACGCCUCGAGAAAUGAAGAUUGUUGUGAGGUUGGUCGACGAUUUCAGGGCGAAGAAGAUGACAGCGGACGAUUUGAAGCGGAAAGUGAGGCUCAUUGCUGGGGACAGGUUGGUUUCGGCAUUGAAAUUGGUGUCGUCCACGCCGGGGAGUUUUGGUGGCUUGCAGAUUGAGAAUGGAGCAGUGCGGGAUAUACAUCUCCCUGGUCUGAUAGGCGUGCUUCAAGAGACUCUACCUGCUCCGAAGCUGGACAUGAUUGGUAAAAGCCUAGUCGAGUUCAGGGCGAAGAAGAUAGAUCGGCCUCAGCUGGCUCAAACUGUGAGACUCAUUGUUGGCGAUGACCAAGUGUUGAUCCAAGCAAUCAAGACUUACAAAAUCAGGAAGGAGCAAAACAACAACUCAAAUGUGUGAAAGAUGAUGAGUUACCAGCAUCUUUCACAUUUGAACAACAUCCCUUUUAGUUUUGGGUAUAAGUUUAGUUCUAGGCUUCUAGUUCCUUUACUUCUAGUUUAUUCCAUGCAGAAAUAAGGUAUAGAUGUAAUCGGGAUUGAAGUGAAGGAAUUAAUCACUAAUGUAUUAAUUUAUUACUUAUAUGUAAAAUAUAAAUUAUAUUGUUCGAA
Molecule: messenger RNA, 1726 nt
Organism: Argentina anserina (silverweed cinquefoil)
Lineage: Eukaryota; Viridiplantae; Streptophyta; Magnoliopsida; Rosales; Rosaceae
Product: probable inactive poly [ADP-ribose] polymerase SRO3
Exons: 1
Coding region: 159-1517 (452 amino acids)
Molecular function (GO): NAD+ poly-ADP-ribosyltransferase activity
Source: RefSeq, a predicted model, not a curated record